Aphanomyces invadans is the source of this 729-nucleotide messenger RNA. RefSeq lists its product as hypothetical. The coding region runs from base 1 to 729 and encodes 242 amino acids. The transcript is spliced from 2 exons. The record is from RefSeq and is a predicted model, not a curated record. Lineage: Eukaryota; Oomycota; Saprolegniomycetes; Saprolegniales; Verrucalvaceae.
AUGAGCUCGAUUUCUCGCGUUCUGGCAAGUUCGGAAGGUCCCGCCGUUGAUGACAGUCGGGUCCCUGACAUAACCGCCCACACCCCCGACGCGAACGUGAAUGACCAAGUCUCGCAGUCUUCGCCGAAUGACCCUGACCAGGCUGCCCCGGGAUCUGGCGACUUUGGUGCACCGGAGAUAACGGCCGCCAACUCAAUCCAAACGGAUGCCCAGGCACGCCGCGACUCUGAUGCGACUUUGGCAAAUUUAUUUGGCCGCAUGGAUUUGGGAUCGGGUCCUAGAUUCUCCGCCAUGACAUUGCCUUUGACACCCGAAAUUUACGUGCAAGGACCGUUUUCAGACCCUGUGCAACGUGCGUCUUUCGCCUUGCGUGUGAGUGAAGGUCUCCAAAACGACCAACACUCUGGUGAUGCUGCCGACAACCUGCUGACACCACCAGCCACGAGCCAAUUUGCCGCCCUAACCCGCCUCCAAGGCAUGCCGCACACUCCGUCUCCUCCACGCUAUGAUGGUUCAACUGCGUUGGUGAAGAAGAAGUUCAUCCAACAAUACCAAGAGUAUUGGUUUCAAUGCGCAUGCAUUGCCGACACGCGACGAAAUCGUAUUGCUAAAUAUGAUCUCCGGGAAUGGGCGGAGUCCACAUCUGAAGAGGAGUGGAUAACGAUUUCCGUGAAGGCAACGAAAACGAUCUGGGCAGCAUUGAUAUUGUCCGAGUUGACAAACAAAUGA